Staurois parvus is the source of this 398-nucleotide messenger RNA. Lineage: Eukaryota; Metazoa; Chordata; Amphibia; Anura; Ranidae. The record is from the annotation of a GenBank genome assembly.
AUGCAGACAGCUUCUACAAACACUUUGUAAAAGAAUGGGUCGCUCUCAGGAGCUCAGUGAGUAUAAGCGCAGUACCAUGAUAGGUUGCCACCUGUGCAAUAAGUCCAUCCUUGAAAUUUCCUUGCUACUAAAUAUUCCACGGUCAACUGUUAGUGGUAUUAUAACAAAGAGGAAGCAACUGGGAACAACAGCAAAGCCAUGACGUGGUAGGCCACAGAAAAUGACAGAGCCAGGUCAGUGCAUGUUAAAGGGCACAGGGAGCAGAGGUCGCCAACUGUUUGCAGAGGAUUGGCCAGUAAAGGGAACUCUUAAGGUGUCAGCAUACCAAGACAUUUUGGACAAUUUCAUUCAGUUUUUGGAAUGGCCCCUUCCUGUUCCAACAUGACUGCACACCAGUG